AUGAAACUCACCUUAGAUCUCGAGGGUGAUCUGGGAGCUGGCGCAUCUCUAACGGCUAUGUAUGAGGCAGCAUUCAUCUACAUCACCAAUCCUAAGGCCGUCUCUGAACUCACACUCGUUGUAUUUUUCAUAUACAGUCCCUUUCUGAACAACAUCUGCCAAGAUCCGCAAGAUGCAAACUCGUCUUAUGUCACGGAACGACAUAAGGAGUGCAGUACCUAUGCCAUUACGCUACCAAAAGUCACGGGUAAUAACGGCGAAAUACCCCCCUUCGACUCAUGCAAUGCCCACGUCGAGCAGUGGUACAGGAACAAAGGCCAGGGACAGAACGACCUGAGGUUUCACAUCGAGGUUACAGACGUCGAGCUUCGCAUGUUCUUCAAGGAGCAAGACUGGACUAUCAAGGAUGGGGAGGUCAAGAAUCUCGGGAACGGCACGAGUAUGUUGUUGCCAUACUAUCUUCUCUUCACCGCCGGUUUCGGGGGCACCGACUUUUUUCAGUUUGCCUACACGGGUUAUGAGUUUUCUAGCGCCAAGGGCUGCGACAUUACUGAAAAGGUGGACCACCGCGUUGCGGACUGCCGGUUCAAAUGCAAGUUUCAGGAAAACCCCCAGUAGUGUCGCGAGCCUCGCCUUUGAAAGCCUGGGAUCAACAUGGCAGCACUCAAUACCGAUUUAAAUAGAAUUUGCUACCUUGAUAAUUCGAUGACGACAGGAGUGUUGCUGGAGGCAGCG
Xylaria bambusicola is the source of this 735-nucleotide messenger RNA. RefSeq lists its product as uncharacterized. The coding region runs from base 1 to 618 and encodes 205 amino acids. The record is from RefSeq and is a predicted model, not a curated record. The transcript has 3 exons. Lineage: Eukaryota; Fungi; Ascomycota; Sordariomycetes; Xylariales; Xylariaceae.